Messenger RNA from Micropterus dolomieu (smallmouth bass), 5787 nucleotides. RefSeq names its product tumor protein p53 inducible nuclear protein 1 (gene tp53inp1). The transcript has 4 exons. Gene Ontology annotation, biological process: autophagosome assembly; positive regulation of DNA-templated transcription. Bases 470 to 1357 code for a protein of 295 amino acids. Lineage: Eukaryota; Metazoa; Chordata; Actinopteri; Centrarchiformes; Centrarchidae. Gene Ontology annotation, cellular component: autophagosome; nucleus. The record is from RefSeq and is a predicted model, not a curated record.
UCGGACUGAAGAGGAAACGGCCUGAAGGGAAAAAGCUGAACCCGCACUGUGACUCCCGAUGUACAGUCCUUAAAUUAACCUUUUUAUAUAUUUUAUUUCUUCCGCGAAGAAACCUCACGUUUUUCUAUUUUUCGAAAAGUAACGCAUCUACCUCCAUUUGAAAGGAUUUUAAUCUCGAUUUGAAGCGUUUACAUCUCCUCUCUCUCUGCUCGCAGGGCUCGUUUUGUACUUUUUGCACUUGCUGACACGAUCCUGACCUUGAGCGAUGUCCAGCCCGUGUCUGCUGGCCCUCAGAUGAUCCAUGACCACACCUUAUUGAUGCACUUUAGCACCUUUCCGGAGCCUUCACACAGCCGUGAACCCCGCUGCUGAUGACCAAAGUGCGCGCCACGCUUCCCCGCCGUCGCCCCGAGCCACGCGCCUCCCCCAGGUCCUCCGUCAGUCUCAGGCCCCCGCAGGACGUCCAGGGAUGUUCCAGAGGUUCGCCAGCGCUCUGUUCGGGGACGAUGUGGAGGAGCUGAGUCUGAGCGGAACUGGAGACGGCAAGCAGGAAGAGGAGGAGGACGAAGACUGGAUCCUGGUCAACUACCUGGCUGAAGCCUGCUCCGGUCAGUGUAGUGAUGGCCUCUCUGGAUCCACUGUUGGUCCUGAAGAGGAGGAGGAGGAGGAGGAGGAGGAAGAGGAGGAGGAGGAAGAAGACCUAGUGAUGAUCCCUUCCCCCAUGGGCAGCCCCCAAAUCCGCUACGCCUCCUGCACCUCCCUCAACUCCACGGCUGACACCGACCCAGACGGCGGGGCAGAGGAGGAGGAGGACGAUGACAAUGAGGACGAAGAGGAGAGCGGGUUCCUUCGCCUGGACGCCCGAUCUCUGGAGGAGAGCUGGUUCGUUACCCCGCCACCCUGCUUCACCGGCCGCGGCAGCCAGCCCGUCCUCCUGGAGACCAGCCCUCUGGAGAACCUGCUGAUCGAGCACCCCAGCAUGUCCGUCUACGCCCACCACAGCCCCCCGCGACUGACCCUCGACCCCCUGCCGCGCUCCCUCGACAGGGAACUGGGCCUGUUGCCUGGAAAUAUGGCCACCGCCCCGACAGCCUCAGGUGGGAAGGAGAAGGGCAGGCGGACUCUGGACGGCCCUCGUCACAGGCCGGAGGUGGCGGCCGUUCAGCGUCGCUCCAGCCUCCAGUACGCUGCGGCGCUCUCCGCCCGUGCUGGCCUCCUGCAGCAGCGGUCGGGUAACAUCACCCAGUGCACCCAACCGCUGUCCCGCAACGCCCUGCGUCGCCUCAACAUGCUGCGCCCCCCGAAGGCCAGCACCACGCACCUGCACCAGCCCAGCCAGAGACAACUCAACUUCUGAGGCGUCCUGACAUCAUCAUCAUCAUCAUCAUCAUCAUCAUCAUCAUCAACCUCGAUCCUUUAAGCAGUAUGGGAAAAUAACGCUGGCCACACUCACACCUCCGUUUUCAAAUCAACACCAGCAACAAGUCAGUCGACAUCAUCAGUUAUAACCCGAUCUGUUCUGAAAUCAGAUUGGAUGUUUUUUUUAUUUUAUCAGCUCAUGUGGCCAGUGGGUGUUUCUCUCCUUCCCUCUUCAUCCUCCUCCUCCAUCCGUCCGUCCUCCUUUAUAUUUCUGCUUAGAAGAAGGGAUGUAAAAAAAGAAAAAGGUCAUCCCGUGUCCCAAACCCUCUCCUCCUCCUCCUCCUCCUCCUCCUGUCGUCCAUGUUUUAUUCUCCCUCCACUGGACCAGUUUGUGUCCAAUCACAGAGAAGAAGAGUUCUCAUUAUGACGUCCUCUUCUCUUUUUUUUCUUCUUCUUCUUCUUCUUCUUCUUCUUCGUCAUGGACUACUUAAAGUGUAGAAUCAAUGCUGUAGGUCACUUUACUCAGGGGCAGGUUCACAGAGCGGCAGGAUGCUAUACGAAGACGUCACGGCAGGGUCGUGGCAACUUUUUCGGACCCCCAAAAUCACUUGAACGUGCAGCAGCACAACAGUGCCAUUUAAUCAGUGCAGGAGUGUUGUGGUAGUUGCCCCACAGUGUUGCCCCCCAGAAAGUUGCCAGACGCAGUGCAGGAAAGUUAUGAAACAGAGAGACAAAACUUUAAAGGACAAAUCCCCUUAAAGCAAUCUGUUAUGAGUUUUUAACUAUCUUACCGUGUCUAUUUUUAGGAUCCAGUGUUUUCUUGGAGUUUGACCCAUAGAAGUGACUUUAAGGUCGGCUUUGCAGCUUCGAUAUCAGCCGUUCUCUUUUCAGUCUGUCUGUCUAGUGCAAUACUGACUCAGUGUAGUACUUUAAAUACAGCGGGACAUUUACUCCAAAUACACUUUUUGGUUAAACAGGUGUGAACAUUCUGCGCUCAAGACAUUUUUCUGUGAAACUGGAGGGCGUAGUAACCGAAAACCAAGAGACAGAACAGAGAGUCACUUCUGACUGAAACCUAAACCUGUGCUGUAGCUGCUUUGCCUUUUUAGUCUUAUUUUCUGCUCUUGUAGGUGAAGACAUUUUUAGUUUCUGGUGUUUCCUUUGCGAUUGUUGACUGCAGUCCUGCAAAGAAGUCCUCGCUCCCUAAUUCUGAGGGAACUGUUUGGCCGGACACAUCACCACUUACCAGUGUUUGAGCGUUAUUAUGGGGAUUUUUGCUUUACUUUUCCUGCCUUGAAGUUUGAGCUUGUCUCUCUGUUAAGUCCUGCAUUGCCGCCGCUUGUUGUUGUUGAAUGCGACGGUUCCUCUCCGCUCGUCCUGCUGCGUCAGCUGAACCUGCUUCUGACUCUGUAAUUCAGUACUUUUCACAAUAUUUUUUUGAAAAAGUAAAAUAAAAUAAAAAGUAAUUAAAAAAAAGAUGGUAAAGAUUACUGGGUUGAAUAUCACUAAACGCCUUGUUUUAACGGUAGCUUUGAGAUGAAUAGAAAUGUAAAGAAAAAAACACAAAUGUAUUUUAAAAAAAAACUUCCAAAAUAUUUUUUUGAAAAGAAAAAAACAAAUUACAUAUCAGUAUGAAGUUGGUAUAUAUGCGUCUGUUUUAUUCUUAGGUAUGUUUGGUUAUGUUAGUGUGCAAUCUGUUGCAUGGUUGUAGAGUUGUUAGUGUGAGGGGGGGAAAAAAAAGAAAAUGGAAAAAGAUUUUGUUUUUUAUUUUUAAUAUUAUAUAUUUUUGUUUUGUUCUUAAAAUGAAUCUGCAGUCCACUUCUCAGGGUCACAACCAAUCACCUUUUACUCUUUUAAGGAAAAUGGAGAUUUACUUGACGGCUGAUGAUUCUUUUAUGCGUUUCCAGCUCUGCUCCAGCGAGCUUUCCCUCGUGCAAAUGUUUGAGAGAAAUAAUCGACUUUUAGUUUAGUGUAUCUUGCUCCCAGGACUGUGAAAAUUUACUUUGUCUCAGUCAACUGUUGGAAAUCCAUCAAGAAUGGAGAGAAACUGUUUUGUUUUUUCUCCGAUGUUUAUAUUCUUUGCUCAAGCGUAUCUAACAUGGUUUUAGAAAUGUACUUUAUGCUUUUUAACUACUCUAUUUUCCAUGUGAACGUAGUUACAUUUUGAAAAACUGUUAAAAUAUUUAUACCAAAAAAGUAGCAAUGAUGUUUUAACCUGUCACAAUAAUACUGAUGUCCUUUUUAUUUGUUGUUGUUGUUGUUGUUUAACUUUUAAGUGUUUGGUAACAGUCCUUGGCCUCGGUGCUCUGAUACAGCGGACUGUCUCAUGUUUAAUGCGUCCGCUGUAGGGAAAGAGAGGCCCCCGGGGCCGAGUCACCACACUGCAGGCGAAGAGAAACUUACCGUCUCAGAGAGCGGCUGAAUCCUGUAGAAGUCCUUUUCAGCCAGGAAAAGAAAAUAAUAUAUGAAAUGUUAGGAAUGACUAAAAUAAAAACGUGCACCUUGAGUCAAAAUUAGGAGAGUAAAACUUCAAAUUAAAAGCAUAGUCUCAAUUAGAAGCCUGGUCAGGUUUUUAUAGACAUUCUCUUGAUGUAUAAAACAGGUCGCCCUCUUCAGCCAAGUCCAAGCUGCUUAGAUCUUGCAUACCAAUAUAAAUGUUUAAUAUUUCUUAAUAUGGAUAUGCUAUCAGCUAGAUUCUGCACAAUUCAAUGGUUUUGUUCAUUUUAUGGAAACGAGCACCAAAGUUUAAUUCUUUCAGAUUUUACUGGAAUGGUAAAGGAAUUAAAGGCCUGUCCCAAAUAUAGGCAGGGUGAGUUCAGUGAUUUAAGCAAAUAAAAGCAUACAGGCUAUUAAUUGAAGUUUAUUAAGUUAAGUAUUAAGUUAAAAGUAUCACUUUAAAACUCUUAGCACAGUUAGUAAAGUUCUUAAGGGUAAUAAGUCAAACUUGAGAUUGCAUAUCAUAAUUUUUGACUUAAGGGGAGUAUUAGAAUUUUUUUUUUAAAUCAUUGCUAACUUUCACCAUUUUUUCUUUUCUUGGCAAAAAUGGGCUUCCAUUCUUAAUCAUUAUUAUUUUUGUCCUUUUUUUUGUUCUUAAGAUGUGUGGGGGAAAUUUGCCAGCGUGAAUUUACAAAUUUCUACUUUGUCAUUAAAAAAAAAUAAAAAGCUGUUGUGAAAGGCCAGACUUUCACGCUUUGUCGACUUAUUCUUCUAAACACUCUGAUCCAACCUCCAUUUCACGGUGAUUUCAGAGGCCAAAUCGAAUGUUAAAUACAUCAUAAACAGGAAAUCAUUUCAUCAGCCAUUUUGACAAAGUUCAGGGAGUGGAUUCUGUUUUAAAGAUACACGAAUACAAAAUAUAUACGUCUGCAGUAUAUAAACAUGUAAUGCAAAGACAGAAGGUUGUUUGCAGUGUGGUUCCUGAAUCUCCAGUCAAAUCUGGCUUCAGUUUGUCUGUGUUCGUGUCGAUGGGACGGUAGCAUUAACAAACGUUUGUUAGGCGUCAGUACGGUUUUCUGUAAAUAAUCUUAUAGAAUAGUGGUGUGGCUCUCUCUGGUGUGUUUCAGCUAUUCUUUUAUUUCUCAAAUGUCUCUCUCUCUCUCUGCUUAAGAGCUUCGCAAUCGUGGACGAUGUUAUUUUGUGUUACCACGAUGUUUUUGUUGGUUUUUUAAAGGCGAACUUAAAGACAGAAGGGAUCGGAGGAGACGGGACGGUGAUGAUCUGUCUCCUCCUGCUGUCAGGAGCCUUUAUUUUUUUUAUGUUAUUAUUGUAUAGUUUCUGUCCUCAGUUCAUCUCUCCAUCAUCAAAGUAACAGGGAUUUGUAAUGUUUUUGUUCACUGCCUUGAAAUUUGUGGAUCACGUGCCUUCCAGGUUGAAAUGUUCUAAUGACAAUGCAUCAAUGAAGAACUUGAACUCCCUUUUUUCCCUUUUACGUCCUGUGUGGACUUAAUAAAUACAAAAAACACAAACAGACAUCAGAAACCAGCUAUGCACCACUCGGAGGAAGCUUAUUCGCUCUUGCCGCUGCCGCCCGCCUCCCAGCCCGUGUGCAGCUUUUAAUAGGACUCAACAAACCAGACAGAAUGAUGUAGCAAAACUUUGUUUUUUCUCCUUGUUUUUUUGUUUGUGUGAAGAAUAUUUUGUGGCAUUUUUAUUUUUCACCAAGUGUUAGACAUUUUCAUUUUUGUGUAGUUUACUGAAAUAAUACAGCACUUUGCCAAAAAGGAAAAAAAAGGUGUAGGAAUUUUUGGGUUUUUAUUUAUCAACAUAACUGGUCUCCUUUUUUUUGUAUUUUGGAUGUAUGACCGAUCAAUUCACUCUGUUCUGAUGUCAAAAAACAAACUUGCUAAUUAAAAUGUGGGGUCAUCUGUUUUCUGUAAUAGUUAAUACAUGUGAUCUCUUAUUAGCCUAUAAUAAAUGUUUUCAUACGCA